Messenger RNA from Hypoxylon fragiforme, 584 nucleotides. RefSeq lists its product as uncharacterized. NCBI's taxonomy places the organism in Eukaryota, Fungi, Ascomycota, Sordariomycetes, Xylariales, Hypoxylaceae. The record is from RefSeq and is a predicted model, not a curated record. The transcript is spliced from 3 exons. The coding region runs from base 143 to 298 and encodes 51 amino acids. Gene Ontology annotation, cellular component: mitochondrial inner membrane.
AGCGAAAUACCUCCGGCCCUCAAUUCCCCAAUCUUCAAUCAAUUCACCUACCUGCCAACCUACCCAUCCAAAUCCAUACCGAUUGACUCAUUCGAUCCCAACUCAACCACCAGCCGGACAGAAGCAAAACACCGCAGAAAUAAUGCAUUCCCGCGCCCCGAUCAGGGCGCCCAACGCUCCCCUGAUCUACCGAUUCGCCGCUACUGGUCUGGGUGCGAGCAUGUGGUUCUUCUUGAUGUACCGCGCACGCAAAGAUGGCGCCGUGUUGAUGGGCUGGAAGCACCCGUGGGAUCACUAGACGAGAAUAUACGCAACGAAAGACGAGAAACGAAAAAAUACUACAAACACUAAAAAAGAAAGAAGAGAAAUGGGCAUGGAACUUUGCGAUGUGGAAUACCGAAUUAGCCGCUGGAUUACUACGACGGAAGGAGUUUGCAACUGCGAUGGUUUCCAAAUAUCCCUUUAACAAUAUAGUCUACAAAGGAGUCGGAAUAAGAAGAGCAAGGUCAUCGAAGUGCCCAAUCCGUGCCAGUGGUGUAUUGCCUAGUCCUACCUACAUUCUAUAUCUAAAAGAGAAAACAAUC